This is a messenger RNA of Miscanthus lutarioriparius, 420 nucleotides long. The record is from the annotation of a GenBank genome assembly. NCBI's taxonomy places the organism in Eukaryota, Viridiplantae, Streptophyta, Magnoliopsida, Poales, Poaceae.
AUGGCGGGGGAGGGGGGCAGCCUGGCACUCCGCGGAUGGCGAGGCCUCGAUGCCGGCAGUUGCAGGCGGCUCCUAGCAAGGGUGCGCUCAUUGGGGUGCGGAGGCGGCCAUGUGGGAGGACGAGGAGGCAGCGGAGCCCGGCAACGCCAUCUCCCAGCAGAGCCGAACCAGCUCCGCGGCCAUGCCCCCGUCACCGCCGCAAGCUGGGGAUCGAGCCGCACACCAUCCAGAUCACACCCGCUGACGACCUCCUUCUGCUCGACUCCAUCAACAGCAACAUCUACAGGGUCCAGCUGCCACUGUCACCAUAUGAGCACGCUCUGCCUCCGACCACUCCCUGCCCUUUUCAGGUUUUUCAGUCUUCAUUCAUGGGAUUCAUCUAAGUGUGCUGCCUCCCUCGAUUAUGUGAGUAGUGAGUGA